Pseudozyma hubeiensis SY62 is the source of this 345-nucleotide messenger RNA. RefSeq lists its product as hypothetical. The coding region runs from base 1 to 345 and encodes 114 amino acids. The record is from RefSeq and is a predicted model, not a curated record. NCBI's taxonomy places the organism in Eukaryota, Fungi, Basidiomycota, Ustilaginomycetes, Ustilaginales, Ustilaginaceae. The transcript has a single exon.
AUGAGUGCGCAAUAUUAUCCGUUGCCCGCGAAGGGUCCUCGACCUCAAGCCCCGGACGUCUCUUGCUCAGGCAUCUUGGGAAGCCGGGAUCCCGAUCAGAUACUAUCGAAAGCCGCUCGUCAUAUCGGAGAUGCUACCGCGCCUCUGUUCUCUGGCUUGUACGAUAUCCGGCAGCUGUGUACCGGGCUUGAUUCUCGCCGUUUUGCGCGACUCUCUGCCGAGAACUUGGCCCUCCAACAUCGGCGACUGGAUGAACGGAGAAUUUGCAUCUGUCUGAGUGAACCUGAAUGGAGGCGACUCGGAGCCUACACGACAGGCAUAGCGACGAGCGACGGCGUGGCGUGA